CCCUGCUUUCUUGCCCUUGAGCCUUGAGUCCUUGACCCCUUCCCAAAUUCCCAUUCCCUUCCCUCCUCUCUGCAAACUUUGUCCUCACAAGCAACAAAACCCCUGUUUGGUUCCUCCUCCCAAACCAUAUUAAUCUCUCUCCUCUUCCAUUCCCCAGUCCCCCUGAUCAAACCCUCAUUUCUUCCAGAAGCUUCCACUGCCAUCUCGCUCUCGCUCUGACCUCCCACUAUCUCGGCUGAAUCUCUUCGCCGGGUUCGUUGGCGGAGGAGGCGGCCAUGACGGAGACGAGGGCGGCGGUCCUCCUUGCCGUCGCUUCACUCUCCUGCCUCCUCCUCUCGUCGCAGGUGGUCUCCGCAGCCUCGGGAGCAGAGGUGGCCGGCGGGGCGGCUCAUCGGAAAAUCGAGCGCAUCGCAGGAAGUGCCGGUGAUGUGCUAGAAGACAAUCCUGUUGGAAGGUUGAAGGUUUUCGUAUAUGACUUGCCAAGCAAGUACAACAAGAGGAUUGUCACCAAGGAUCCACGAUGCCUCAAUCACAUGUUUGCCGCUGAGAUAUUCAUGCAUCGUUUCUUGCUCUCUAGUGCGGUGCGAACGCUCAACCCAGAAGAGGCUGAUUGGUUCUACGUUCCAGUUUACACUACUUGUGAUCUUACUCCUGCUGGACUUCCACUGCCAUUCAAGUCUCCAAGGAUGAUGAGAAGUGCAAUCCAGUUUAUUUCAAACAAGUGGCCUUUCUGGAAUAAAACUGAUGGAGCUGACCACUUCUUUGUUGUUCCACAUGAUUUUGGUGCAUGCUUUCACUAUCAGGAAGAAAAGGCUAUUGAACGUGGAAUUCUUCCAAUGCUCCACCGUGCUACAUUGGUCCAAACAUUUGGACAGAAGAACCAUGUCUGCCUGAAGGAGGGUUCCAUCAUUAUACCACCAUAUGCACCUCCACAGAAAAUGCAGGCUCACUUGAUUCCCCCUGACACUCCCCGUUCAAUCUUUGUUUACUUCAGGGGACUAUUCUAUGACAAUGGCAAUGACCCUGAGGGUGGGUACUAUGCAAGAGGUGCCCGAGCUUCACUAUGGGAGAACUUCAAGAACAAUCCUCUCUUUGAUAUCUCCACUGAUCAUCCUUCCACUUACUAUGAAGAUAUGCAGCGUGCAGUCUUCUGCUUGUGCCCAUUGGGAUGGGCACCAUGGAGCCCAAGGUUGGUGGAGGCCGUGGUUUUCGGUUGCAUUCCAGUCAUCAUAGCUGAUGACAUUGUUCUACCAUUUGCUGAUGCGAUCCCAUGGGAGGAGAUUGGUGUUUUUGUCGAUGAGGAGGAUGUUCCAAAGCUAGAUUCAAUCCUCACUUCCAUUCCAAUCGAAGACAUUCUGAGGAAGCAAAGGUUGCUCGCCAAUCCGUCUAUGAAGAAGGCCAUGUUGUUCCCACAGCCAGCGCAACCUAGGGACGCGUUCCAUCAGAUCCUAAACGGCCUUGCUCGCAAGCUGCCACACACGCAGAGUGUAUACUUGCAACCAGGAAAAAAGCACCUCAACUGGACCGCUGGGCCUGUCGGAGAUCUGAAGCCUUGGUAGCAGGAAAGCUUUCACUGCAAGAAUAGUCUUUCCCUGCUAAUUAUACUGUGAAGUUCUGACUACUCAGCGGAGGAGUUCCAUGGAAUCAGUUGGUAUGUGUUUUCCAAGUGUGUUAUAGUGCUUUGGUGCCACUGAAAUCUGGAUGCUGAUUCUGUGGACCGGAUUGUAACUUUGUAAUUGUACAAAGGAUUAAAGAAAUGAAAUGUGUGUGUUCUUGUGUGAAA
Messenger RNA from Panicum hallii, 1783 nucleotides. Its product is annotated as probable glucuronosyltransferase Os02g0520750. The record is from RefSeq and is a predicted model, not a curated record. Gene Ontology annotation, molecular function: glycosyltransferase activity. Gene Ontology annotation, biological process: glucuronoxylan biosynthetic process; plant-type secondary cell wall biogenesis. The coding region runs from base 276 to 1559 and encodes 427 amino acids. Lineage: Eukaryota; Viridiplantae; Streptophyta; Magnoliopsida; Poales; Poaceae. The transcript has 4 exons.